This is a messenger RNA of Paramecium sonneborni, 608 nucleotides long. The record is from the annotation of a GenBank genome assembly. NCBI's taxonomy places the organism in Eukaryota, Ciliophora, Oligohymenophorea, Peniculida, Parameciidae.
CUCAGAUCUAAUAUAAAAUGCCAUUCUCUUAUUUCUAAAAUUGAUAAGAAAAGCCUAUUAGUCUGAAUAUUAUUAAGUUGAAAAAUAAUGUAAAAAUUGAAAGAAUCAAAGUUUAUUUUGUUAUUGAGAAUACAGAAUAGUUUCAAUCAGAAUAUGAAAUAACGAUUGAAGAAGUAUAUAAUAGUGUGGAUAUGAAUAUUAGAGGUAUUUGAAAUAGCAUAUAAAUUGAUAGGUUAAAACUCAAAGAUUCAUUUAUGGGACACAGCAGGAGAUGAGAAAUUUAUAUUUCUAAUUUCAUAAUAUUAUAGAAAUGUAAUGCACCUAUCAUUGUGUAUGAUAUUAUACAAAGUGAAACCUUUUUAUUUGUUUCAACUUGACUCAAAGAAUUAGAAGAAAAAAUCAAAAAGGAUGGUAAGAAUAACUUACAUAAUUGAGUGAUUACCCUGGCUUUGAUAGGCAAUUUAUACAAUUGGUUAGAAUCUUAAAGAAAAAGUCCCAAAGUCUAAAACUUCUGAUUUUGCAAAGAACAAUGGUAUGAUAUUGUAUGAAAUAUCCGCAAAAACAGGAAAGGUGUUAAUAAUUUAUUUUAGUAAUUAAUUGAGACAUAU